Messenger RNA from Salarias fasciatus (jewelled blenny), 1962 nucleotides. It is a transcript of the gene etv6, whose product is annotated as ETS variant transcription factor 6. Gene Ontology annotation, molecular function: sequence-specific DNA binding; DNA-binding transcription factor activity, RNA polymerase II-specific. Gene Ontology annotation, biological process: regulation of transcription by RNA polymerase II; cell differentiation. The record is from RefSeq and is a predicted model, not a curated record. Gene Ontology annotation, cellular component: nucleus. The transcript has 8 exons. The coding region runs from base 426 to 1832 and encodes 468 amino acids. NCBI's taxonomy places the organism in Eukaryota, Metazoa, Chordata, Actinopteri, Blenniiformes, Blenniidae.
CGAGAGAGCGGGAGGGAGAGAGAGAGAGCGAGGGAUAGAGACAGAGAGAGAGAGAGAGAGAGGGAGAGAAAGAGAGAGAGAGAGAGAGCGACUCUUCCAGGAAGGGAAUAUUAACCAGCGCGCUGCCGACAUGAGGAGGAAAACACGCGCAGACAAAAGAAGUUUUCACAGCGCGCGCCGCGCCAUGGAGCCGCACCGCGCUUAGAGCAGGAAACACGACACACACUCACACACACACACACACUCAGGAGGAGGAGGGAGAGAGAGAAAAAGCGGGCUGCAUGAGAAAAGCUGCUCAACUUCCUCCCGCGACCACCGAGCCGAGCAGCCGCGGAGCAGCGCGAGCGGCGGCGCCUCCGCUCCCGCCAGACCGCAGCGGAGGACCGAGAGGUGGAAGGACGGCGGGGACAAGUUGACGGGAGAUAAUGUCUGAAUCCCCCUCCGCUGCGAUCAAGCCGGAGAGGAGUCCGUCCUUCAGUCCGUCUUUCAGUCCUUCCGCCAGCCUGCUGCCAAACUCCACUUCCUCCCCCGUCCAUGCCCCCGCCGCCAGGCCGGCCGGCCGAAUGGACGACGAGGCUGCCAAGCUGCCCGCGCACCUGCGUUUGCAGCCGGUCUUCUGGAGCAGGGAGGACGUUGCUCAGUGGCUGCGGUGGGCAGAGAAGGAAUUCGCCCUGCGACCCAUCACCAGCGGCUCCUUCCAGAUGAACGGCAAGGCGCUGCUGCUGCUCACCAAGGAGGACUUCCGCUACCGAUCGCCUCACUCCGGCGACGUCCUGUACGAGCUGCUGCAGCACAUCCUGAAGCAGAGGAAGCCGCACGUCUUGUACCCGGCGGCCUACUUCCCCGGGAGCUCCUUCCACUCGCUGGCCGACGGCGCCGCGCAGCACCUCAAGCUGGAAGACACGGUACGGCGGGCGGCCCGCGGUACGGAGCCCCUCCCCCAGCACCCGCCCACCAUCGAGCUGCGGCACCGCUCCCGCUCGCCCCACCAGCCCGCCCCCCGCCGCUCCCCGCCCGAGCCGGGCCACGCCCGCCCCGCCCCCGACGACCCGCAGCUGGCCUUCUCCCAGCUGCCCGACAGCAACCACCACCUGCCGGAGGAGCUGUACCCGCUGUCCGUGUCGCCGGCCGCCGCCGCCGCCAACGGCCGCUGCGCCACGCCCAGGGAGGCCCCGUGCCCCGGCAGCCCCGGGGGCCCCGAGGCCGGCCCCCCCCGCGUCAUCCAGCUCAUGCCCAGCGCCAUCAUGAACCCUCUCCUCCUGAGCCCCAUCAGGACCGGCGCCGCCGCCGCCAUGGACUUCCGGCACGGCCGCGGCGGCGGCGGCGCCCUGUCUCAGGUGGAGAACGGGCGCGACGGGAAGGUCCACGUCCACCAGCAGCACGGCCUGCUGCAGCAGCAGGAGGAGGCGCUCUACCGCAACCACGUCAUCAUGCCCGUGUCGCCGCCCGACGAGCAGCAGAUGCCGAUCGGACGCAUCGCAGACUGCAGGCUCCUCUGGGACUACGUCUACCAGCUCCUCUCAGACAGCAGGUACGAGAACUACAUCCGCUGGGAGGAUCCGGACAGCAAGGUCUUCCGCAUCAUGGACCCCAACGGCCUGGCCAGGCUGUGGGGCAACCACAAGAACAGAACCAACAUGACGUACGAGAAGAUGUCCCGGGCGCUCAGACACUACUACAAGCUGAACAUCAUCAGGAAGGAGCCGGGACAGAGGCUGCUGUUCAGGUUCAUGAAGACCCCGGACGAGAUCAUGAACGGACAGACGGACCGGCUGGAGCGGCUGGAGGCCGACGACGCCGACGAACAGAUCUACAUCAAGGAGGAGUGCUGAGGCCGCCGCCGCCGCCGCCGCCGCCGCCGCCGGUGCCUUCCAGGAGCAGCUGCAGAGAAGACAGAACCUCCACCUCCGGCUGCUCCGGCUCAGCCCGCCCCUCCUCACGUUGCCUUAGAAGAAAAACCAA